Angiostrongylus costaricensis is the source of this 876-nucleotide messenger RNA. Lineage: Eukaryota; Metazoa; Nematoda; Chromadorea; Rhabditida; Metastrongylidae. The record is from the annotation of a GenBank genome assembly.
AUGCCUUUCGAAGCCUCGUUUUUGGUGUGUAAUUUCCCGAAUUUCCACGAAGAGUUGAUUAUCGACGGUCUGAAUUGUGAAGUUGGACAUGACUGCUUUAUCGUUCAUGCGCUAUCUAAUAUGAAGUUAAUACCACUCAUUUGUAUCGCCACCUUUGUAAGAAGUGAAAAAAGCUUCGAAGAGAAACUAAAAGAAUUAAACCAGUUACUCAAAAAUAAUUACGGCCCCAUCAAAAAGACUCUCGUAAAAGCAAUGGGUGACACAAUCGAAGAAGUUGAUCUGAACAGCGAAAUCGACAUGGCAUUGCUUCAAGGAGACAUAAUACUCACGAAAGAACAAUCUGACGAGAUUAUUCAAGACAUCAAGGAAAACGAAGUCAAACUUCUUCCUGAACAUUUUGGAUAUCGUGAGCAAGAACUGCUAACGUUGAUGCAUUACAAAAUGACAUUUUUUUCGCAAGUUGGGACCGCACUGCAUGAGAUCGGCCAUACCUUGGGACCACUCCAUACGCAGUCAAGACACGAUCGUGACGACUUCGAUGGCUGGUUGUCUCAAUUCAUAAAACAAAAUGAAAAUAGUAGCUACAACUAUAACCUUACUUACGAUUACGGAAGUGUUAUGCAUUAUACAGCGAGAUGCACUACACUAAUCACAUGGGACUUCUGUCAUUCCUCCAAGUACGAUGAGAAAUUGAGAAAACUGAUCUGCCCGCAAACUCUUGAGGACAAUACUGAACAAAUCGGAGUAAUACAGCUGCGCACUAGCAGCAGUACUCGUCUAGCCUUGGAUGCAAUGCUGAACAAAUCUGUGCAGCACACUAGCACGCUUGCAGCUGUGCUCAUCAUAUUCCGUAGAAUAAAAUUAGCGUUUAAAUAA